GACGUCAGAGUGCGAGCGGCAGGGGCGCUGGCGGCGGGUGCGCGACACGCCAGACGCCGAGCGUAGAGCGGGCGGAGAGGACGUGGGUUCUUUCGCCCUGCGUGUCCUUGCUCCCUCGCGGACUUCGGCUCCCCCCGCCCCCGGCUCGCCAAAGCUUCCUUCUUGUGUUGUGCUCAGAAGCCGCAGCCGCCCGCGAUGAGCCACUUGACUCAGAAAGUGCUGGAGCUGAUGAAGUCGAUGUCCCGUGUCACUGGUUUUGAUAGAGUUUUGGAAAAGGUGACUCUUGUCUCUGCUGCCCCUGGGAAAGUGAUUUGUGAAAUGAAAGUAGGAGAGGACCACACCAAUAAAUACGGCACUCUCCACGGUGGUAUGACAGCCACCUUAGUGGAUAGCAUAUCAACAGUGGCUCUGCUGUGCACAGAACGGGGAGCACCAGGAGUCAGUGUGGAUAUGAACAUAACGUACAUGUCACCUGCUAAAGUAGGAGAAGACCUAGUGAUAACAGCACAUAUUCUGAAGCAAGGGAAAACACUGGCAUUUACCUCUGUGGAUCUGAUGAACAAGACCACGGGAGAAUUAGUAGCACAAGGCAGACACACAAAACACCUGGGAAACGGAGCCCAGCGGUUUGACCUAAAGACACCCAGCAAUGAAGACCAAGCGUAAAUUUGACUUGGACAAACAUGACUGUCAAAAUAAAUGAGCACAACCAGAAAUAGUUAUUUUCUUUGGGGAAAAUGACAUAGGAACCAAGUGGGACAUAGGCUGGGACUGUCUCUAUUUUUCGUUUUAAACUUCUUCAGUUUGUUUGUAAUCUUAUAUAGAUACUUGGAUGAAAAAAAUUCUUAGCUGAAAGGGUUUCUGAAAACUUAGCAAGGCCAUUUUGAGAUGAGAUUACUUUAAAACUAAAGUUCAAUAUUAAGCUAUUAGAGAAAUAUAGGAAGCAACGUUAAAUAAAUUUGGAAACAC
This is a messenger RNA of Ailuropoda melanoleuca (giant panda), 969 nucleotides long. RefSeq names its product acyl-CoA thioesterase 13 (gene ACOT13). The record is from RefSeq and is a predicted model, not a curated record. Lineage: Eukaryota; Metazoa; Chordata; Mammalia; Carnivora; Ursidae. The coding region runs from base 196 to 666 and encodes 156 amino acids. Gene Ontology annotation, molecular function: fatty acyl-CoA hydrolase activity. The transcript has 3 exons.